This is a messenger RNA of Fusarium fujikuroi IMI 58289, 693 nucleotides long. RefSeq lists its product as uncharacterized. Bases 1 to 693 code for a protein of 230 amino acids. NCBI's taxonomy places the organism in Eukaryota, Fungi, Ascomycota, Sordariomycetes, Hypocreales, Nectriaceae. The record is from RefSeq and is a predicted model, not a curated record. The transcript has a single exon.
AUGUCGAGCCAUAAUUCAGUCAUCGUCUAUCCCAGCGUUCCUCCAACUGAAGAGGAUCCACGGGCUUGUAUCAAUGUCAUGAUCGACAUCUUCAACGCAGGCCUUUCAUCUCGCGCGGGCGGCAAGCUUGACAGAGGCUUGUACCAUGAGAUAUUCACGGCAUACAAGCUCGUCCAAGAUUAUAAGAUCAUGCAUGGUAGCCAGAUCUCCAGACCCCUCACUGAUUCGGAGAAGCGAGAGGGUCUGAAUGGCAGCUCGCAAAUGAUCACUGUUCCUUUGCAGGGCAACAAGUACCGAGAGCUAGACAUGGUCUACAACGAAGAUGGAACUACUUAUAUCGUCGAGGCCAAGAACACCAAGACCGUUGAUCACAGUCAGCUGCAGCCAAAUAUUCACCUGGCGCAACAAAUCCAAGGAGCUUUGGUGUAUGUGAUCGGUGAGAAGGAUGGCCAGGAACGAGCUCUCAAAGAGGCUUACAGAAAGCUCCAAGAUCAACACCAGUCUAGCGGUACUGUGAAUUUCCCUUCUCUACACGUCCUGCGAAUUCCAGACAAAGUCUCGAACAUCAUGUCGGAUAACAAGCCGAUGAGUCUUCUGUCGCUUUCGUCGACGUUCCAGGUUUCUCAAUUCAACAUUGCUGAAGUCACUGGGGAGUUUGAUCACGAGGAACGUGGGUUUUCGCUAUUUAGAUAA